UAAUAAGCUGAGAUGAGAAAUAAACCCGCUCACUACAUUACAAGGACUUAAAACCCUCCUUGCUCCUAAUCUUCCUCGCGAGCCGAGCUCUAGCCUGCAGGAAGGAUGGUGACGCCACUUCCGCAGGGUUAAACCGGGGAAAGUUGUUUCCUGAACACAUUUUGCGUGCACUUGUGGACGUUUUCUUUUUCUUUUUAGUGGAUUUUCAGCUGAACUCGCAGUAUUAACACGCAGCAGGAUCAAAAUGCGUGUGGGCAGAUAAUACUAACAAUGCUGAAGUGUCGUGUUUGAGGAGUUUUAGAGCAUGGAGGUGACGAGCAAAGAGGACAGCCAGUCUGUUGCAUUGCCUGAUGAUGAGGUGAAUGUACAGCUCCAGCUACUCGAGUGCCGAGCGCAGUUGGAGCACUGGCAGGGAGUGGCGAAGAUCUGUGAGCUGAGCAAACAGGAGGAGCUACAGGACCUGCAGAGACAGUGUGACCAGGAGAUACAGUCACUUCACGAGGCUAUGAGAGAAACAGCCUCUCAGUAUGAAGCCAGAAUAUCUGCCCUACAAUCAGAGCGUGCUCAGUGGAGGAGAGCAGGGUUCAGUCCAGAAAACAGGGACAGCAUAAAGAAGGGAAGGAUUGAGAGCGCCUCUCCACCUAGUGACAGGCUAAAGAACGAGUGUGCUGCAGGAGACUGUGAGUCUCAGGAACUGCUAACCGAGCCCUCUGAUGCAGAGAGUACAGGGCUCCAUAUGGAAGGAUUCUACACACAGCAGUGUGACUCCUCCUCUCUGUCCUGCUUCUCUCUGGAUACCCCGUCCCUGCCCCGGCGCAUGCCCCCUCAGGAUGACACCGCUUCCCUGGUUUCGACAGGAACCCUUGUGCCUGAAGCUAUCUACCUACCCCCACCAGGACACCGUCUGGUCACACACGCAGACUGGGAUGGACUCCAGGCACAAGUGUCAGAACUUCAGGAGGAAUUAACCCACUUGAGAGAGCAGAAGGCACAACUUGAGAAAGAGCUGGACAUUCAGACGACAGAAACCCAGAAACAGGUGGCAGUGCUGCAGUCCCAGGUGCAGACCUCUGAGACUCUCCUCCAAGAACUGCAGAAAUCUUUCAGCCAAUCACAGAGCACUGUACAGAGCAGAUUGAAGGAACUGUCUCUGUCUCAGAGGAGAGUAUGUAGUGAGCUGUCCAGGUUGAAAGGGGGAGAGAUGGAAGAAAGCAUAGCUGGGGAUGAACAACCAGAAUUAUUUACUCUACAGGGAGCACACACAGAAGAGAGGCUGCGUAUUGAAAUUGUGAACUUGAGGGAGCAGCUGGAGAUGCGUACAGAAGAGAGUGAGGUCCUGGAGGUCCAGCUCUCCAGCCUUAAAACAGAGACCGACCGCAUCCAAAGCAAUAAAGAAAAGUUGGAGGGUGAGCUGCAGGAAUGUCGCACUGAGCUGCAAGGCCUCCGGGUGGCCCUAUCUCAUCUCCAGAGGGACAUCAAGACCCAGAGCCAUGACAAGGCGGUGAUACAGGAUCAAUGUUUAGAGCUGCGCAGUCAGGUGAUCAGUCUGCGCAGUCAGUUGGACACCAGCCAGGCUGUACAGAGAGACUUUGUGCAGCUUUCGCAGUCACUACAGGUGAGGAUGGAGCAGAUUCGUCAGGCAGAAUCUCUGGACCAAGUCAGGCGCAUCCUUGGAGAACCACUUGAAGAAGAAAGUGAGCAAGUCAGCAGUGCCACCUGAGCCAGUAGGACAUUAUCACCCUUUCUCUGGACCAAAGUGAAAAGGAUCUCUUUAUGUUAUGUCCACAGAAAUGAACCCAGAUCAUGCUCAGAGUCUAGCAAACUACCAAUUAUUAUUAACUGUGGUAAAUUUAGGAGACCAGCUUAUUUUACCGUUUCAGUGGACAUUGUUCUCUUACACGGCUUACUAACUGAAGCAUUUUACAAUAUACGGCUGAAUCUCAGCAAGUUAGACCUAACGGAUGAUGAACUUAACAAGUCUUUGACACUGUGUCAACUAACCAGACAUCAACUCGAUUAUAGUAACUGUACAUUAAAAUGGAGGGUGAGUAUCACUUGGCCAGUAUCCUUUUACUAAACCUUUCACAUGCGUACUCUUACAUAGAUUAUAUACAUUCCUCAUUUUCAUAUCUGUCACCAGCUAAAUGAUCAGAAACUGAAAAAUCUUUCUAAAAGUGGCACACUAUUUGAUACCAUUCGAUGCUGCAAAAAAUAAGCAAUAAUGAAAUUUUCCUAAGCGGUUAUUGUUACAGCAGUGUGCUGUAGGGAAAGUAUAAAUCUGAUACAACUUAUUGUUGUACAUUUAUAAUAACGGUUAACAUGGGCAUUUCACCGUGUAAACCUGCCCAAAGUUAGACACAAAUGACCUCCUCAGGCGUGUUUUAUUGCAGGGAACAAUAAUAUCUUUAUAUAUGAACUUUCCUAGACUGUGACCUGAUAUUAUCUUAUGACUCCAUGUAAAGUAAAUUAACACUAGGCUUAAUCUGGGGCCAAGACACUAGUCUUGUAAAUGCAUGAGUUCAGUACCAUGAUAAUAUUUAUCAUGUUGUUUGCCAUGAUUGGCUUCAUACAUCAUACCACUGUAAAUUAACAUUUGGCAUUUCACAGCGAGUAUUUUCUGUUUGGUUUUGUGUUCUACUUGGACAUGUUUUAUUAAAAACCCCCUUAUGCCCAAAAGAAGAGUGGUGG
This is a messenger RNA of Hemibagrus wyckioides, 2688 nucleotides long. It is a transcript of the gene rabep2, whose product is annotated as rabaptin, RAB GTPase binding effector protein 2. The coding region runs from base 305 to 1720 and encodes 471 amino acids. Lineage: Eukaryota; Metazoa; Chordata; Actinopteri; Siluriformes; Bagridae. The record is from RefSeq and is a predicted model, not a curated record. Gene Ontology annotation, biological process: endocytosis. Gene Ontology annotation, molecular function: growth factor activity; GTPase activator activity. Gene Ontology annotation, cellular component: intracellular membrane-bounded organelle. The transcript has 13 exons.